This is a messenger RNA of Olea europaea var. sylvestris, 1917 nucleotides long. RefSeq names its product laccase-2-like. Lineage: Eukaryota; Viridiplantae; Streptophyta; Magnoliopsida; Lamiales; Oleaceae. The record is from RefSeq and is a predicted model, not a curated record. Bases 201 to 1676 code for a protein of 491 amino acids. Gene Ontology annotation, molecular function: copper ion binding; hydroquinone:oxygen oxidoreductase activity. Gene Ontology annotation, biological process: lignin catabolic process. The transcript has 4 exons. Gene Ontology annotation, cellular component: apoplast.
UGUUCUUCACGUUUAUUUCAUCUUCUUGGUCACUUUUCUAUAUCAUUUCUUCUCUAUAACCCCGGUGGCAAUAAUUUCCAACAGUGUAAAGAAUCUGCAUACGAGUAUACAUGGCUCUCAAGUUGAGAUUCACCAAUAUAGAUCUCUGUCUUCUUGGCUCGUAUUCUGAUAUUACUUUCAGAGUUAGGGAAUAAUGUUAAAUGCAAAACAGGCAUGGCAUUCGGCAGCUUAGGAGUGGGUGGUCUGAUGGACCAGCUUACGUGACACAAUGUCCGAUACGGACCAACCAGACAUACACGUACAACUUCACUAUCACAGGGCAGAGAGGAACUCUCUUCUGGCAUGCUCAUAUCUCAUGGAUGAGAGCAACAAUUCAUGGACCGAUCAUCAUCCUCCCAAAGCACAAUGAAUCUUACCCCUUCAAAAAACCAUACAAGGAAAUUCCCAUUAUCUUCGGGGAGUGGUGGAAUGCAGAUCCUGAGGCUGUAAUUAAUCAGGCUUUACAAACAGGGGCUGCUCCAAAUGUUUCAGACGCAUACACUAUUAAUGGUUUUCCAGGGCCCUUGUAUAAUUGUUCUUCAAAAGAUACAUAUAAACUAAAGGUGAAGCCAGGGAAGACAUAUAUGCUUCGUUUAAUCAAUGCUGCAAUGAAUGAUGAACUAUUCUUCAGCAUCGCGAACCAUACAGUCACAAUUGUUGAAGCUGAUGCUGUAUACAUCAAACCAUUUCAGACUGAUGUAGUAUUGAUAACCCCGGGUCAAACCACCAAUGUUCUUCUAAAAACCAAGCCAUGCUAUCCCAAUGCCACUUUCCUCAUGACUGCUAGGCCUUACUUCACCGGUCAGGGCACUAUUGACAAUACAACAGUUGCAGGUAUUCUAGAAUACGAGCACCCGUUAAAUCAUACUUCCAAUACAAAAAAGAUGGUUUUCAAGCCAAUUCUUCCACCAAUCAACGAUACCACUUUCGUUGCCAACUUCACUAAGAAGUUCCGUAGCUUAAACAACCCUAAUUUGACUGCAAGUGUUCCACAAACAGUGGACAGACGAUUCUACUUCACCGUAGGACUAGGCUCGAGUCCAUGCCCUAAAAAUACAACUUGCCAAGGACCCAAUGGCACAAAAUUUGCAGCAUCAGUUAAUAAUGUUUCUUUUGCUCUUCCCACUACAGCUUUAUUACAAGCCUACUUCACCAAAAAAUCAAACGGUGUCUAUACCACUGAUUUUCCUACCAACCCACCAAAUCAGUUUAACUACACAGGGACGCCGCCCAACAAAACCACAGUGAGCAAUGCAACACGCCUUCUUGUAUUGCAAUUCAACACCAGUGUGGAGCUUGUUCUCCAGGACACAAGCAUUUUGGGUGCUGAAAGUCAUCCUCUUCACCUGCAUGGCUUCAAUUUCUUCGUUGUUGGUCAAGGAUUUGGAAACUACAACCCGAACCGGGACACAGCCAAUUUCAAUCUUGUGGAUCCUGUUGAAAGGAACACAUUUGGCGUUCCAGCUGGAGGUUGGGUAGCCAUUCGGUUCCUAGCAGACAAUCCAGGUGUGUGGUUUAUGCACUGCCACUUUGAUGUACACACAAGUUGGGGUUUGAGGAUGGCUUGGAUUGUAAUGGAUGGGCCACUACCAAAUCAAAAGUUACCAGCACCACCUUCAGAUCUUCCAACAUGUUGAUAGCUGUGAUUGAAUCCACAUGGACAACUCGACUAUUGAGUUUUCUCGUCUCUCUCCGAGUUAAUUUAUGUUAUUCUUUUGCUGUGUGUGUGUGGUCAGAAGAGAUUGUCAAUUUUAUGUUACUUCUAUCGGCUUGCAAAAGAGAGGGAACAGUUGAAAGGCAACAUUUGAUAUUUUAAUCCUUGUAACUUCACUUGCAAAAUGCUCUUUCAUUUUCAGUUUUCAAGAUGCGAUUCAGAUA